Styela clava is the source of this 2343-nucleotide messenger RNA. RefSeq names its product long-chain-fatty-acid--CoA ligase 4-like. Lineage: Eukaryota; Metazoa; Chordata; Ascidiacea; Stolidobranchia; Styelidae. Gene Ontology annotation, biological process: neuron differentiation; long-chain fatty-acyl-CoA metabolic process; long-chain fatty acid metabolic process. The record is from RefSeq and is a predicted model, not a curated record. Gene Ontology annotation, cellular component: endoplasmic reticulum; plasma membrane; lipid droplet. Gene Ontology annotation, molecular function: long-chain fatty acid-CoA ligase activity.
GCGGUUGGGUAGCAUGUACUAAAUCUGCGACUUGAAAUAUAACGUCAGAGUAGUAAUACUAGGACCCUUUUUUCAGGUAUUUAUAAUUUGAAUAAUUAAUAUUAACUAACCGUUAAAAAAAGACAUGUCUAGCAAGACGAGGGCAAAGCCGACCACAAGCAACGACCCGGGUUCUCCCUAUCGAUGCGUGGAAAGUUUUAACGAUCUUGUUUUGUCGGAUUACGACGGAGAACGAACGAUCGAUCGAGUUUUUGAAGUCGCUGUCAGAAAAUAUGGAAAUUGCCAAUCUCUCGGAACAAGAGAACUGCUAUCAGAAACCGACGAAAAACAGCCAGACGGAAAAGUAUUCAAAAAGGCAACAUUUGGUGAUUAUAAGUGGUUGACUUUGAAAGAAGUAAGCUUGAAAGUAGAAAAUCUUGCUAGGGGAAUUGGAGCGCUCGGCGUCCAACCAGGUCAAAAUGUAGCAAUAUUCUUGGAAACGCAAAGAGAAUGGAUGAUUGCCGCGCAAGCAUGUUUCAGAUACAACUUUCCACUCGUCACUGUAUAUGCAACGCUGGGCGAAGAUGGAAUUACAUAUGCACUAAAUCAAACGGAGGCACACUGCGUAAUUACCAGUGGAAAUCUGUUAAUGACCAAGUUGAAGAAUUGCUUGAGUAGUUUACCUAGCUUGAAAACAAUUAUUUAUGUAGAUUCAGGAAACAAAGUUGCGGACAUCCCGGAUGAAAUUCAGUUGAAAAGCUAUCCCGAAGUUGAAAACCUUGGUAGCUCUCCACAGGGUCAAACUAUCAAACGACAGUCAACCUCAGCUGACGAUCUUGCUAUUAUUAUGUACACCAGUGGAACAACAGGGAACCCAAAAGGAGUAAUGAUAAGUCAUGGAAAUUUUGUCGCUGCAAUGUCUGGUAUAUCUUCUCGUAUUCCCAACCUUUCAACAGAAGACACAUAUAUCGCAUAUCUACCUUUAGCCCACGUACUGGAGCUUGCAGCAGAAACAAUUCUGCUCUGUGGUGGCGCUGGAAUUGGUUAUUCCUCACCUUUAACACUGACCGACAGAUCAAGUAGGAUAAAGUCCGGAACAAAAGGAGAUGCAAGUGUCUUACGUCCAACUCUGAUGGCUGCUGUGCCAGAAAUAAUGGAACGCAUGAGGAAAGCAUUAAUGCAAGCCAUUCAAGAGUUUGGUUUUAUCCGACAAAAUGUUUUUCACUAUGCAUACAACUACAAACUCAGCUGUGUGGAACAUGGCCAAGACACUCCGACACUCAACAGAUUUGUAUUCAAAAACACGAAAGGACUUCUUGGAGGCAGAGUACGAGCUAUGCUAUGUGGUGGGGCACCACUCGAUGCACAAACACAGAGAUUCAUGAAUGUAUGUAUGUGCUGUCCAGUAGGACAAGGGUACGGUUUAACAGAAACAUGUGGGGCGGGGACAAUAACACAAGUCUUAACAGAUCACUCAACUGGAACCGUAGGUCCACCAAUCCCAAGUGCAGAAAUAAAGCUUGUUUCGUGGGAAGAAGGUGGAUACUUCCCAUCAAACAAGCCUCAUGCACAGGGAGAGGUGUGGAUCGGAGGACCAAUCAUCUCCCAGGGAUACUAUAAAAAUGAAGAAAAGACUGCAGAAGAUUUUUAUGUUGAUGAAGAUGGCCAGAGAUGGUUUAAAACAGGCGAUAUUGGAGAGAUUUUAGAUGAUGGAAGCCUAAAGAUUAUUGAUAGGAAAAAGGAUCUUGUUAAACUGUCACAUGGUGAAUACAUAGCUGUUGGAAACAUUGAAUCAAAAUUGAAAGCAUCACCGCUCAUGGACAAUGUUUGGAUAUAUGCAAAUGGAAUGCACCCAACCGCAAUGGCUUUUAUUGUGCCAAACGAGAAAGCCUUUAUGGCAUUGGCUGCCAACAAAGGUUUAAAUUCAAAAAGCAUGGAGGAACUAUGCAACAAUUCAGAAAUGGAGCAGGAAAUGAAAAAAGCGCUAUUGCAAGCAUGUAAAGUCGCAAAGCUUCAAAAAUUUGAAAUUCCACAAAAAAUGGCUGUAGAGCCGGAGCCAUGGACGCCAGAGGCAGGGCUAAUUACUUCAGCAUUUAAGCUAAAACGCAAAGCUCUUACUGAACACUAUGCCGCCAAAAUUGAAGAGAACUUCCCCCAUUCAAAACAAACAGUUUAGAAUUUAGUUGGAUUGUAAUUUUGCUUCAUAAUAAUACCAUGUCCCGUCACAUUUCAUAACUGCAAUUGCUUAGUUUCUUAUUGUGUAUCUCUUAAAUUAUAAGUUCAUAUUAUAUAUACAUAGUUCAUCUGAUCUGUAAAAUUACAACAUUUUUGUGCUUUGUCCUAAGAUUACACAAUCCAUCCAAA